AUGAAGGCUUCUGUUUUGGCCUUGGCGGCCGUUGCUACCGUUGCCGUAGCUGCCCCCGUGGCAGAGCCGGGAGAGAGCGGCGCCGAUAUCGACUAUAAGAAACUGUGGCGGAGGGGUCCCAAAGAGGCUGGCACCGAUACUGGACUUUACGCCCCGGCAAACUGGGGCACCAAGAGAGGUGAGCUAGAGCGAAAGGCUGCUAAAGAGGCCGGCACGGACACUGGGCUCUACGCUCCCGCAAACUGGGGUACUAAAAGAGAUGAGCUGGAGCGAAAGGCUGAUAAAGAGGUCGGCCCGGAUACUGGGCUUUAUGCCCCAGCAAACUGGGGUACCAAGAGAGGUGAGCUGGAGCGAAAGGCUCCGGCGGGAACGGAUGGUAGGGUCUAUGCUCCAUCAAAUUGGAUCGCCUAG
Molecule: messenger RNA, 411 nt
Organism: Purpureocillium takamizusanense
Lineage: Eukaryota; Fungi; Ascomycota; Sordariomycetes; Hypocreales; Ophiocordycipitaceae
Exons: 2
Coding region: 1-411 (136 amino acids)
Source: RefSeq, a predicted model, not a curated record